CUUUGACCCAUGAGGAAAGAUCCGUUUUACAUCUGAGUAUUCGCUUUUAUUCAAAUGUAUGAAAAAUAAUCAUGUAGCCUACAUGAAUAAAUGAAACUGUUUUUCUAAUCAUUUUCCACAAUGACAAAAACAAACAUCAAAAUAUUUUUGAUCCCCUCAGCUCCUAUAUAAGAGAGCAACUCUUUUUAUCCUAAAAUAGACCAAAUAACAUUUCAAACUCUCUUUUUUUUUACUCGGUGUUGUUAAGUGCUGUGUAAAUAAUCCCUAUAACAAAGGUCGUGUUUAUUUCCUUGUGGCUCCAGUUAAUGAACAGCAGGGGGAAAAUGUCAGUAACGGUGUAAAAAAAUAUAUAUAUGAGGAAGAGACUGACAGUCAGUGAGCGGCUGUUACAGCUGAAGGAAAACUCAUUCCCUCUCUCUUCUAUGCAAAUGAGAACGUGACUGUGCAUGCUUCACUGUGAAAGAAGGGGGCGGGGCAGAAAUCCUUCUGAAGUGGGCGGAGCCUAAACCCUGUCCAACUUUACUGUACGCGCUGGAAACAAGACUUUUGGGUGAAGUACUUUCCUAAAUGGAGCACGGAGACAGAAACAGAGCAGCCAGUGAAAGGGAAUCACAUUGAAAGCAGCUGAAACACAUCUUCAGGAUGGAUCCCAGUCACAGCUCAGACUCAGACAGCGAGGAGCUCCAGCUCAGAGUAGACGUCUUCAGGAAACUCGGUUACUCCACGACAGAGGUGAAGGCCGCUUUGAAGAAACUGGGCCUAAACACCGACACAAACUCGGUGCUUGGCGAGCUGGUCAGGAACAGAACCGACGUUUCACCGAGCUUUUCUGACUCCGAUGAGAAGCUCUCACUCCCCAAAGACUCUCUGCUGCCUUCCACUUGGGAUCUUGGUUYGGACUCGGACCUGAGACAUAUUGUUAUUGAUGGCAGCAACGUGGCCAUGAGUCAUGGCAACAAGGAAGUGUUUUCAUGUCGGGGCAUACAGCUGGCAGUGGAUUUCUUCCUGGACAGAGGUCACAGCGACAUCACCGUGUUCGUUCCCUCUUGGCGCAAAGAGCAGCCCAGAGCYGACGCUCCUCUAACAGAUCAACACAUUCUGCUGGAGCUUGAAAAAAAGAAAAGACUGGCUUUCACUCCAUCCCGUCGCGUUGGGGGCAAGCGAGUGGUUUGCUACGAUGACCGUUUCAUCAUCAAGCUGGCGUACGAGUCCGACGGAGUGAUCGUGUCCAACGACACCUACCGCGAUCUGCAAGGGGAAAGACCCGAGUGGAAGAAAUGCAUCGAGGAGCGGCUCCUCAUGUUCUCGUUUGUGAACGACAAGUUUAUGCCCCCAGAUGAUCCUCUGGGUCGCCAUGGUCCUAACCUCGACAACUUCCUUAGGAAAAAGCCUCUGCCUGUGGAACAGAAAAGGCCACUCUGUCCAUAUGAUAAAAAGUGCACUUAUGGUGUCAAAUGCAAGUUCUACCACCCUGAGCGAGCGAACCAGUCGUAUUUGUCCCUGGCUGAUGAGCUGAGAGAGAAAGCGCAGAUUUCUACUGUGAAAGAAGAGAGAAAGCCAAGAUUGCAGUCGAGGCAGCCUCAGUCUGAUCCUGAGCCUCCUCAUAAUGUGCAUCCUCGAGAUGCACAUCUUCCUUGGGAACAGCAGAGCUCCUCCCUCCCUGGUCAGAUUAGUGAAAAUAAACUUUUGUACUGGGAUGACUUUAGAAAAAGCCCAAACCAUAGGCCAGGAGGCCAGAGUCAGAAAGAGUAUCCUGGGCUGCAUUUUAUGCCAAAUUACUAUCCCAACAUGUCUGUUGAGUAUAUGGAUUCAGGCUUUAGCUCUUUGGACAGCCCCUACUCUGACAUGUCACAGUCCCUCAGCAGUUCCCACAGACACAGACCCCAGCAUCAGAACCACGGAGCCCAACAUGCCCCGGUGCAUCCAGAAGAUAAUGCUCACCAACCCUGUAGGUGCUGUUCCCAUCAUCAGCAGCAUCAUGAAAACACCGACCACAAGAGUCAACCCAUCUUUGACCCCUACCUUCAUCACAUGUUCCCACCCAGUGUGCCCCAUCAACACAGGCUUCCUGCCAGCCAGUUCCACAGCAGCAGAACCCCCCAUUUUCAGAGUUACUGGUCGGAUCCCUGUCAGGGUCAGCCUCAAGCCAGGGCAACGUGUAGCCUCCCCGCUGUGGUCCGGCCCUCACACUCACACAGUUCCUGCCACUCCUAUAAGAAUCCUCCCUACCAAACCUGGGCCCCGCAGCAGCCAGCACCCUCUGCUGCGUUCGACCCACAAAGGUCCGAAGUGCGAACGAAACUGCGAGCCAUCUUCAACCCGCACCAGGUGGACAGGGUGAUGGAAAUGUUCCCACAGCUGAUGGAUCCUGAAAAGCUGGCUGCAGAGAUACUUAAACUGAAAGAUCAGACGUUCAGGAAGUGAUGUUCUGAUUAUUUUCUCUUUUUUUCUAUCUUUUGCUAAUUUAGAAACAACUCCCGUUUGAGUUAAAAAGUGAUCACAUUGUCACUGUGAACAGAGAAUGACUCGAGAAGAUUUUAAAACCUCCAAAGGGAGGGAUUUGAAACUAAUCAAGUGAACGUGCCAUUCUUUUUUUAAAGAGUUUAGCCAGUCAGUGCUGAGUUAUUUGUAUGACAUUAAAGUCAAAUGAAAUCUUGUCCAUGUUUUGGAUUAAAAAAAGGGCCUCUAGACCAAAGAUGACUGUGAUUCUAGAGUUCUGAGUGUUGAUGCACAUUGUAUCAAGUGUUAUCUUUAAGUUUUUGUGCAGUAAGCAUUUUUUAUUGUUAUUAUUUCUUUACUUUCUGUUUAGUUCUCGAUAAUAACUUCCUUGUUCAGUAUUAUGUUUUAUUUAGGCAUGUGUCCGAUUUGGUUAACUGAUAUGUGGGAAACCCUCCUCCUGUAGCCAAACUGAUUUAUCUCAUGUGCCAUCUUKCUUUUCCUGUAAAUGUGCAUCAUUUUUAUGAAACAGAAACCUACAAAUAAAACAUAAAUUAUGAAUGCA
Austrofundulus limnaeus is the source of this 3001-nucleotide messenger RNA. RefSeq names its product zinc finger CCCH-type containing 12Aa (gene zc3h12aa). The coding region runs from base 643 to 2424 and encodes 593 amino acids. The transcript has 6 exons. Gene Ontology annotation, molecular function: metal ion binding; RNA endonuclease activity; mRNA binding. Gene Ontology annotation, biological process: 3'-UTR-mediated mRNA destabilization. Lineage: Eukaryota; Metazoa; Chordata; Actinopteri; Cyprinodontiformes; Rivulidae. Gene Ontology annotation, cellular component: cytoplasmic ribonucleoprotein granule; nucleus. The record is from RefSeq and is a predicted model, not a curated record.